Rotaria sp. Silwood2 is the source of this 495-nucleotide messenger RNA. Lineage: Eukaryota; Metazoa; Rotifera; Eurotatoria; Philodinida; Philodinidae. The record is from the annotation of a GenBank genome assembly.
AUGUUUCUUUUUUCGAAUUCUGAUGCAAAGCGUGGAAGAGGGGGAGGAUUGAGAGCAGGAUCUUAUGGUGGUUCUUCUUCAAGUUCUUCUAGUGACUCAUCAUCAAAUGGAGGAGGCACAGCUGUAGGAUUCCUUCUCAUGCUACUCUGUUGUGGAGCUGGAAUAGGUGGAAGAAUUUAUCGAUGUUAUAGGAAUGAAGAACGCCGUAAACGUACUGAAGAACAAGUACAUCGUAUUUGCACAAAUUUAUCAGAAGUAUCUCGUAUGCAACAGCUUCAUGAAAGGAACUUAUCAAAUAUGACUGGGUAUAUAGCAGUGCAUGUACCAAUUGGAUCCUUUCAGGAAGUAUCUGAAAAACAGAUUGAAAAAAAUGAAACUGAGCAACCUGAAAUUCAAUCAUCAAAUGAUUUACAACAACCAAAUAGUGAAGAAGAAAAAUGCUCGAUGAUUGUGCCCGUCAAAGAUAAUGACACGUCACCAUCGCGUACAAACUAA